This is a messenger RNA of Hypomesus transpacificus, 1032 nucleotides long. Its product is annotated as tektin-2-like. The record is from RefSeq and is a predicted model, not a curated record. The transcript has 8 exons. Bases 1 to 1032 code for a protein of 343 amino acids. Gene Ontology annotation, biological process: cilium movement involved in cell motility; cilium assembly. Gene Ontology annotation, cellular component: nucleus; microtubule cytoskeleton. Lineage: Eukaryota; Metazoa; Chordata; Actinopteri; Osmeriformes; Osmeridae.
AUGGGUGAUCAGGUUCUAAAUGAGAGAUGCAGGGAGAGCUGUGGCCUGUGUAUCAAACGGCACCUGUUCCAAACUGGGGGCCCUUCUCUGCUAGUUGACCAGGAGAUUCACUGGGCGAUCCGCAGCACAAAGAACCACCUGACCAAUCGUGUGGAGGAGUUGAGUCUGUGGCAGAACCAAUCAGAAGACAGCAUUGCCCUGGUGGACAAGGAAAUCACUGGCCUUGAACAGGUGAAGACCCAGGCGGAGCAGUGCCUGCAGGAUGGGAGUGUGCACCGGCUGCUGCUGGGGGAGUGUGUCACGCUGAGGGACGGCCGGCGGGCCGCGGAGCUGGUCCACGACCACGUGGAGGCGGGACUGCGGAGGGAGGUGGAGCUGACGGAGGAGAUGAAGGAACAGACCCAGAAGAACCUCCUCAUCCUGCUGGACCAGCUCAGGGAUCUGAGGAACAUGCGGGCCCUUCUGACAGCUGAUGAAAGGGACAAGGGCCAAGCUGCUGAGCUCAACGGACGCUGCUUGAGCUUUAACCUGCAUUCCCCCAACCUGGGCUACAAGUACCAACCCUGCCACGUAGCCAAGGGGACUGUGAGCUACAGCCAGUGGAUGUCCCACUGCAGAGAGCUGAAGCAGACAGCUGAGAAGUUGGCCCUUCACUGUGGCCAGUUCAGAGCGACCAUGCAGUACACCCUGUCUAAGCUGAUGAGUGCGCUGGAGACCCAGCGAUGUGCCACUGACUUCAGUCUGAGGAGGAGGGUGGAGGAGCUGAGCAGAGCCAAGGAGUCUCUGGACUGGGAGAGACAGCAGGUGGAAGAUGCGGUGGUGGAGAUAGUCAGGGACAAGCAGAAGAUGGAGCUGCAGGUCAUGACCUCUGGCUCAGAGCAACAGGUAGCCCACACCCGUCUGGACACUCUGGCUCAGAGGCCCAACCAGGAACUCUGCAUGGACCAGCCUCACGUUGGCCUCCUGCUGGAAAAUAUGAACCUGAGCCGGAAUACGUACGUCCUGAAGAAGAAGCUGGCCCUCUCAGAGUGA